AACACCCGCUAAAUUGUUGGAUAUUUCCAAACUAUUUGCCUUUUCAAAUUCACUGUAUAUAUCUUUCUACUUCCCAACUCUCUCACUCACACAAACUCCAAUGGGUUUCCACAUCCCUUCUACUUCUCCGGCCAGAAAAUGGCUUGGUUUCGUCGCCGCCGUCUGGGUCCAAGCCAUCUCCGGUAACAAUUACACUUUCUCAAACUACUCCGACGCUCUUAAAUCCCUCAUGUCCCUCACACAGCUCCAGCUUAACAACCUCUCCGUCGCUAAAGACGUCGGCAAAGCCUUCGGCAUCUUCGCCGGCUUAGCUUCCGACCGAUUAGCUACUCCGGCCAUUCUCCUCAUUGGCUCAAUAGAAGGUUUCAUUGGCUAUGGCGUUCAGUGGCUCGUUGUUAGUGGUCGAAUUCAACCACUCCCGUACUGGGUCAUGUGUAUUUUCUUGUGUAUGGGUGGGAACAGUACGACUUGGAUGAAUACUGCCAUUUUAGUUACUUGUAUUCGUAAUUUUAGAAAAAAUAGAGGCCCUGUUUCGGGAAUUUUAAAAGGGUACGUCGGUUUAAGUACAGCUAUAUUUACUGACAUUUGCUCUGCUUUAUUUGCAAAUGACCCUUCAUCUUUCUUACUUUUGCUUGCUGUAGUCCCUUUUGUUGUUUGUUUCACGGCGGUUUUAUUUCUCCGUGAAAUUCCACCUUCUUCUACCGCUGCUGAAGAGCAAGAUGAAGUUAAAAACUUCAGCAUCAUAAAUGUUGUCGCAGUUUGUAUAGCUGUUUAUUUAUUAGCAUUUGACAUUUCAGGCCCUCAUGGCACUGUUUUUUCGCAAUUAUUUACUGUUAUAUUACUGAUUUUAUUGGCGUCGCCUCUGUUCAUUCCCCUGUAUCUAAUGAUGAAGAAUUUUAUUCGUUCCAAUUCGGGGAAUCUGGACUUUGAAGGUAACAAUAUUGCAACUGUGCCUCUUUUGGCUGAACAAAUUGUGGAGAAGAAGGAAAUGGUGAUGGUGCCAGUGAUUGGUGAAGAUCACACAAUAUUUGAGGCAAUGAGGACUGUGGAUUUUUGGAUAUUGUUUUUCUCGUUCCUUUGUGGAGUUGGAACAGGUUUGGCAGUGAUGAAUAACUUGGGGCAAAUGGGGUUGGCUAUGGGUUAUGUGGAUGUGUCCAUUUUCGUGUCAUUCACAAGCAUUUGGGGAUUUUUCGGGCGUAUUCUUUCCGGAUCUGUCUCUGAAUACUUCAUCAAGAAAGCUGCAAUACCAAGGCCUGUAUGGAAUGCAGCUUCACAAAUUCUAAUGGCUGUUGGAUAUAUCCUAAUGGCCAUGGCUAUCCCAGGAUCACUAUACAUAGGCUCUAUUGUUGUAGGAAUUUGCUAUGGAGUUCGUCUUGCUGUCACUGUUCCUACUGCCUCUGAACUGUUUGGUCUCAAGUACUAUGGUCUCAUCUACAAUGUUCUUAUCCUCAACCUUCCCGUCGGCUCAUUUCUCUUCUCUGGUUUGCUUGCUGGUUUACUUUAUGAUGCUCAGGCAACAAAGACAGCGGGUGGUGGCAACACAUGUAUAGGUGCUCAUUGUUACAGGCUUGUGUUCAUAGUUAUGGCUAUAGCAUGUAUCGUUGGAUUUGGAUUAGAUGUCUUGUUAUCGAUCAGAACCAGGAGCUUAUAUUCAAAGAUUUACGCGAGCAGGAAAUCAAAGAAGUCUGCUGUUUUAUCUUAAUUGGUCUGGAUUCUUUGCAGUGCGAAGUCAAGUGAGAGGAUGGAAGGGGGAAUUUAUCCUGCAGAUAUGAUAUUCUGUUGCUAGCUUGUGCAAACUGGCAAAGUUGCGGUGUUUGAUUAGCUUGAAUUUGUUGUCUGCCUGCAUAUUGCAUGAGUUAAUCUCGUUUUUUAUGUGAUCGUAGAUAUGUAAAAAUAUACUAAACAUUGUUUUGUUGCCCCGUUUAAAUGGAAGGCAUUACAAAUACCAUCUGGGAUGAUCAAAUGACUUGUUAUUUCCA
Messenger RNA from Solanum pennellii, 1979 nucleotides. RefSeq names its product protein NUCLEAR FUSION DEFECTIVE 4-like. The coding region runs from base 101 to 1702 and encodes 533 amino acids. The record is from RefSeq and is a predicted model, not a curated record. Gene Ontology annotation, cellular component: membrane. The transcript is spliced from 2 exons. NCBI's taxonomy places the organism in Eukaryota, Viridiplantae, Streptophyta, Magnoliopsida, Solanales, Solanaceae.